AGGAUACAGGUUGAUCAGUACCGGCAUAGCCUUUGGAAGCCGUACCACCGUCUUUGAGGGGCUGGAUACGGAGAUAAAAUUCCAAUAUAUCGAGACCGACACGAGGAUCCUUAGAACCGCCUCUUUGAACCAUAUUCAUGAUCAAGCUCCGUGCCCGGGAGCGAUUCAAAUCAAAUCCCAAACUACCCCCUUACAAGAGGCCGACAAGGUCAUCGUAAAGUUAGAGCGGUCGAAACAAAGAUCAGCGACAGAGACAAGGCAAAGGACUUGCCCAGUGAUGAUCGACAGAGGGAUGUCUUUGAUGACAGUAGAGACGCCACAAGCCGCAUUGAUUGCGAUAUACGAUUUACUGGAGGGUAAGACGUCAUAUCCUCAGGCAUUUACCGUACUAAGGGCAUCUAAGCUAAUGAAGACAAAAAUAAAGGGGUUGCAUUUCGCAACAUCUCUAAUAGGAGAGAACGGACCAGAUCCAAAAGCUGAAAGACUACAAACACCGCUAAUCCUUAUCGAUUUUGAUAUGGGAGAGGUUCUCAAUGACGAGACCAAAGGGGGCCCAAAACCUCGGACGGGCACGCCUAUAUUCAUGGCCGGUGUUGUACGCUCAGGUAAAAUAAAUGAAGGUCCUCACUACUUCCCUCCCAUGCCUCAACUGCAAGCAGGGCUAGAGAAUUAUCUCAAGCAUCUUCCUAGCCGCCUCGAGGCAUUUCCACCGAAUCAAGAAGCAGAUAAACGUCUCCACGAUGACAUGAUUUUGGAAAAAUUUCAGCAUGAACUACGCUACGAUGCCGAGUCUGUAUUUUGGUUAUUGUUGUGGUGGGCCAUACAAGCAAAACCAGAGGCUUCUGACAGCGACGAAGAUUUCAUUCCCAAAGCCAUCUGGGAGAGUUUAACAUGGGGAGGUGAAAAGCAGGACGGAAGGCGCUACUUUAUUGACCCAUUUCCUAAGAAGAUCUUGCAUCCUUCCUAUCGACCUCUGGAAACGCUUCUCAGAGCAAUGUCUUUACAAUUAGCCGGGGAUCUUGGGCUUAUGGAAAGUCGGAGUGAUCCUGAAUACCUCCACGAAGCAUUUCAACGACUCAUCUUUGAGUUUCUUUCGGAACAUAGCAGCAAGAAUAGUGACUUCCUUAUUCUUACAAAAAGUCGGCGUCUACGUGAA
Molecule: messenger RNA, 1156 nt
Organism: Acaulospora colombiana
Lineage: Eukaryota; Fungi; Glomeromycota; Glomeromycetes; Diversisporales; Acaulosporaceae
Source: the annotation of a GenBank genome assembly